Acanthopagrus latus (yellowfin seabream) is the source of this 4610-nucleotide messenger RNA. It is a transcript of the gene tnfsf13b, whose product is annotated as TNF superfamily member 13b. Gene Ontology annotation, biological process: immune response. The transcript has 6 exons. Lineage: Eukaryota; Metazoa; Chordata; Actinopteri; Spariformes; Sparidae. Gene Ontology annotation, molecular function: tumor necrosis factor receptor binding; receptor ligand activity. The record is from RefSeq and is a predicted model, not a curated record. Gene Ontology annotation, cellular component: membrane. The coding region runs from base 3275 to 4099 and encodes 274 amino acids.
UCACUUGAACUUCAGUUGAACUUUGACUGCAGUUUCUCCUGCCACCGUAAUUCCAGAAAAUGUUUUGACAAGGGAUGUUAAUGAUUAACAGUUUAAUCGAGUUGAGAAUUGAACCAGUUAAAAACGCAGUAACUGAUAAUCAGAGACAUGUACAAAUACAUCUAAAACAAACUGAUAUUAGAUUUUAGAUUUUUCAUUUUUCAUUAUUUUGUGUUUAGUUUAUCAUGCAAGUAACCUCUAAUUUAUGUUAUUUGACUUUCUAAUGUAGCCUAUUCUGAUUUUGCAUUGAACAUAGAUCGUGUCAACUUCCUACAGAAAACAUCAAUAUUUCGUAUAUUAUUAACAAUUACCUGAUAAUUAAUUGUUAAAGCAGCCAACUAUCAAUUAGAAUUUGGUCAAAAAAUGCAUCCCUUGUUACAAAAUGCUGUUUUGUAAAAUAAUUUUAUAUUUUGCUUAUCCUUUGUGGCAUCUACUUGAUUAUUUGAAAUCAAUACAAAGACAAUACAUUUCAUGUUUUACCUCAUUGAAUACAUAGAUUUUUGUAAAUUUAUGAUUAUUUUGAAUUUGCUGGUGCAUUUCAAACAAGUUGGGACAGAGGCAACAAAAAGCUGGGACAAGUUGUGAAAUGUUUUUAAAAAACCUAUUUGGAAGAUUUCAACAGUUAAAAAGUGUCUUGACUGUUUUGGAAUUUGGGUUGUAGACAUGGUUAGGUCGAAAUAUACUUGUGUUUUACAACUAGUUUGUGUAAACAUUUUGACUACCUCGCGUAUCCUGCACCUAUUUUGAGAGUCAGUGUACAUGUCCUCAUAAAUGAACACUAAACAUCAGCAAGUUACGCACAUAAAAGGUAGGGGGCAGUAUAGGGCCAGUAUACAUAUGUGACAUGGUUAAGAGUCAGUAAGCACAGCAGCAGGGACAACAAGCUAAUGUGUGCCAUGCUGGUGUUGUCCUCCAGUUGCAGGUGAAUUGUAUUAGAGGUGCAAUGCCUAACAAUAGCCACUUGGAAUUCACACUCCCAACAAAUCCAGUAGUAUAUUGCAAGUGUCGCUGACUGGGUUCAGUUAGCUGGCGGCAGCAAGCGGGCGUACCAUGGGAGUGUUGGUGUUAACUCCACUAGUACAGGAGCUUUGGACAGCUAGAAGAAAGAGGCUAGCUGGUUAGCAUGACGUCUUUUGACAUAAUGUCAAAACUUUUGAUCAUUCUUGUUAACUCUUGAGUGAAAAUCUCACAUGUUGCGUCUUUAAGAUAGUCUUGAAAAAACCUGAACCUCUCCUUUAAGAACCUAAAAUCAAGUGAGAGCAUUUUAAUCUAAUAUUGUGAUUAUUUGUUAGCUAUAAUCAUUAGCUUCAUAAUUGUUAAUUGGAGGAUUCUUGAUUCUUGUCUCACCCCAUGCUUGUGUGGCAAAAUGGCUUUACUCACUUGGAGGGCGUUUAAUGAGCUAAUUAACCUUUCCUGCAUGUCUUCCAGGGGGUGGAGCAGAGCCCGACGACACCGUUCUGUCUGCUCUUGCUUUCCAAAUGCAGCAUGCUGCACUGCAGUGGUAUCAAAGCCAUUUGAAUACAGAUCUCCUCAGCCAUAUUUGAGAUUGUUUAUGAACAGUGCAAAUUGAACAAAUGUCAAAAGACUAAAUUUGUUUGUGUCGAUGUGAUAACUUUAAAAAACGGUCUAAAGGAUACAAUGAAUGUAAAUUGUGGUCUUAAAUUAACAAGUGUGCUUUAUAAGAAAUAAUGUAUAGAUGUUGAUUUCUCCCUCUUUGUGUGAAUUUUUGCCACCAGUGGCACAGAACAAUUUCACACAUUUUUGUAGUAUAUCACAGUCAUGAACUAAGUUGUAUGCAUUCAGUUUAAUUUUCUCUCCCUUUAUACGUUGGUAGAGCACAUUGUGUUUUCUGAAUUCAACCAGGUGACUAUUCAGUUCCAUACUUAUUUCACACACUUCCGCUGUUUGUUUGUGUUUUGGCAGUGCACCGUCUCUUCAUUCAAGAAACCAUCUGGGAACUUUUCAUCAUUCACUUGAUUAAUUCUUUUAGUGGCUGGCAUAAAAACAAAAUGAAUAAUAACUAGAAUAUUGGCUUUUUAUCCAAGCCGAGUGUAUUGUUUUCUGUUCAACUCCCUGUUGAUGAAAAGAAAUGGAAUCAAAGUGAAUGUCUGUUCAUUUUUUUCUAUAAAAACAAAAUAAUCUGCCAGGUAUUGUCCGAAUGCACUAUGGAACAUGUUUUUAUAUGUUCAUAUGAUUGUGAAUUGGCCGCAUUGAAUGCCGUUGAAAGCGUUUGCAUAAUUUUGAAUUUGCAUUGCAAGCUGGCAUGUGAUUACAUCGAGUCUUGGCACCAUUUCUGUCAUGAACCUGCACAGUGUUGACAUUAUUUGUGUACAUCUGCCAUGACGUCUGGAUGGAUAUCUGAACGGUCUGACAUCUGAAUGGCUCAUCUUCCUCUUAAGUGUGAAGCAGUCAGUUUGCGGGGUUUUUCCAUUUUAGAGUAAUUUCUUUUCUAUUUCAAGACAAUGUUGACAACUUCUUUUGUAAGCACACAUUUUCACUUUCUAUUUUCUGUACUGUAACAUGCAAUAAAUUGAUACAUUAAAACGGCUUGUCUGAUCUCAUUUUCACUGUAAACAAGCUUUUUUAAUGUAACAGUUCCAAAUUUGUUAAUGCAAGCGGGCAUCACUUCACUUUUUAUAUUCUGGGAAUCGCAGUUUGUUUUCUUUGGCUUGUUUCUGUUCGAGUAAAUUUUGCACUUCCUUCUUUCAGUGAGCUCUUCGAGUUGUCGAACUCAAAUCUGAAACCGUUAUUAAUAACGUUUGUCCCUCCUUCGUAGUCUGACACCUCUUCCUUUCUUUCCCACCGCACUGUCUCUCAGGUAAAUUCCAAGACUGCCCUUCCUGUUUCCACUCUGAAACUAUCAUACAUGUUGCUUCUUUGAAUGCGGAGGAGCAGAGAUGUGUUUUAUCAUUGUGAAAGAGCGAGAUGAAGAGAAAAAGGGAGAGAUAUUUGUAGAGCCUGCUGGCCAGGCAGGAAGCUGAGUGUGGUUAGCUGAGCGGAACAAUAGAGGGGAAGCUGCAUUGCCCUUUUUUGUACAGUAUUCAGUCUGCGUAAUCCCUCAGACUGAAGUGGAACCUGCUGCUGCAGGACAGAAAACAAAAGUUAAGGAAGUCAGUGGAGCUUUUCGGCAGGAAUCAAAGUAAAGCUGGGGGCAUCCCUUGGAACAGUCAGUCAGCAGCAUAGUUCAAGCUUGAGAGCGGUCAUGCAGCCAGUUUGAGCUCUCUGGGCAUUGUGUAUGGGACCACCGAUGGCAGUUUUGGCAGGCAUGGAGCCUGGGACUGCACACAGGGCAGGCGAGGGGAGGCUGUCCUGGCCAGUUUUCCUGCUGACGCUGGCUGCCGUCACCUCCUCUUCUCUUUCAGCUCUGUCCCUGUACCAGCUGGUGGCUCUCAGAGCUGAGGUGGAGGGGCUCAAAUCAGAGGUCUGUCGCAGGAGAGAGGAGGGACAAGAUGCCAGACAUAGAGGCCAGACUGAGAAUAUCAGCAGCAGGAGAAGCAGUCAGGAGCCCCCGCACCAGCCCGGGUCUCAAGAUGCCUUCACACUGAUAAGAAAGAGAAGACUGGUCUCUGGAGCAGAGCCACCAGUUUCUCAGCCCUGCCUACAGCUGUUGGCAAACAGUAGCAGGAGAACCUUCACCAAAGAAUACUCCCCGGGGCCGAAUGCAGAUAUCCCCUGCACUGACACACCCUGUACCGCUAUCCCUUGGCGGACUGGGCUGAGGAGAGGCUCUGCCCUGGAGAUAGAGGAGGACAGCAUGUUAGUCAGAGAGGAGGGCUUCUACUUUGUGUACAGUCAGGUCUACUACACGGACAGAAUCUUUGCAAUGGGUCACGUUGUGAUCCGGAGGAAGAGGAAUGUGGUGGGAACCGAGACUCCAUAUGUGAGCCUGUUCCGCUGCAUCCAGAACAUGAACCCUAACUACCCUUACAACACCUGCUACACAGGAGGUAUUGUGAAGCUGGAGGUCGGGGACCACUUGGAGCUGGUGAUCCCUCGCUCCACGGCCAGCGUGUCCCUGGCCGGAGACUCCACCUUCCUGGGCGCUGUCAAGCUCGCUUAAAGUGUGUCACGUCACUGGGGACCCGAGGGACGCUUUUGCAAAGCGAACUGUGCAGCAAGGUGCAGUUGUGGUGACCUCUACUGACUUUGGGUGUUGUGAGAAGAAUACAGGAAGCAGCCGCGUCUGUACUGGCUGAACGACUGACUGAGUUUCUUUCAGCCUGAGGGGGCUUUAAAUGCCCCUGUGAGGUGAUGGUCUUUCCUCUUAAGACUGCAUGCACCUCAUAGCUGCAGCUGUGUGAUGGUUGUCAUUUCAACCACACAUCAAGGCACAAUAUUGUAACAACUGUCUGAAUCAAGUCCUUUUUCUUCAAAUAAUCACAAACAGCAUAACCGUGCCACAGAAACAGUUCUUCUCAUAUGCUUUUAUUAUUUUAGAUAUUGGAACAUAGACACAGGCGGUGUGAUUCAUCCUCUGAAUGCCAUGAUUUGAUUUAAGUUGUCCCAUAUAUGUCUGAGAAUUCAGUAGCAAUAAAGUGACGGCUCUUGCACAACAGAUGACAUCAUCUGGA